CGGCACCGGUCUCUUCCUCGGCACUGGCAAUGCGCUCGUCCACGGCGGCCCGCUGGGCCUGUGGCUCGGCUACUCGAUCUGUGGCGGUAUUCUGAUCUGCAUCAUGCAGGGCCUCGGCGAGAUGGCGUCGUACCUCCCCGUCGUGGGCGGACACCUCAUGUACGCCUCGCGCUCCGUCGACCCCUCGCUCGGCUUUGCCCUCAACUGGAUCUACACCAUUGUGUGGAUGCUCGUCUGCCCUGCAGAGUGAGUCGAGUGGCGGAGGAAGUUGACGAAGUCGCGACCCGCCGGGGGCGGUCGCGGAGCGACCGCCCCCGGCAACAAGGACCCGGCAAGGGACGAGCCCACAGGGCACCACACCCACAGGAACCAAACCAAACCACCAUGAGCCUAAAUCCCCGCAUCCAAACUAGCGCGCAUGCCUAACGCGAUCUGGCAAUGAUCGAGCCAGAACAGACAACCGCAAGCAUCAAAUAGUCGUUAUCAUGACGCCGGAAGGCCAAAUCACUAUAAUCACCGUCUAUCAUCUAACAAUCGCCCACACUCGUCCUACCGCGGCUUGGGCAGGCAAUUGGCCGGCUUGUAACCCUCCCAGGCUCUCUGCCAUUGCCGUCCUCAUGAACUACUGGGUCAAGGACACGGUGGUCAACAACGCGGUGCGGAUCAUCAUUGCCCUCGUCUUUGUCUUCGCCAUCAACAUGUUCCCGGCGGCCGUGUACGGCGAGACCGAGUUCAUCUUCUCGAGCAUCAAGGUCAUCACCAUUGUCGGCCUGAUCAUCGCCGGAAUUGCCAUCAACUGUGGCGCCGGCCCGAAAGGGCACUACAUCGGCUUUAGCUACUGGAAGAACCCGGGCGCCUUUGGCGUGAACUACAACGGGCUCAAGGGCUCAAAGGGCAAGUUCUUGGGCUUCUGGGCCGUGCUCACCCAGGCCGCCUUCUCGUACUUUGGCGGUGAGGUCGUCGCUGUCGCCGCCGCCGAGUCCAAGAACCCCGUCAAGUCCAUCCCCCGCGCCAUCAAGCAGGUCUACCUCCGUAUCUGUGUCUUCUACAUCCUCGGCACAUUCAUUAUCGGCCUCAACUGCCCCUCCAACGAGCCGCGCCUCGGCACCACCUCCGAUGCGACCGCCUCGCCCUUCGUCAUUGCCAUUUCGCGUGCGGGCAUCAAGGUGCUCCCGCACAUUAUCAACGGCUGUCUUAUCUCCUCGGCCUGGUCGGCAGCCAACGCCGACAUUUACAUCGCCUCGCGCUCCAUCUACACUCUCGCCUCGCAGGGAUGGCUCCCCAAGGUCUUCCUGACCACGAGCAAGCGCGGCGCCCCCUACGUCGCGUCCAUCACCGCCGGUCUCUCGGGUCUCCUCGCCUUCAUGACGGUCAGCAACAACGCCAAUAAGGUCUUCAACUGGUUUGUCAACCUCAUCACCGUUGGCGGCCUCAUGGUGUACACUAUCAUUGCCAUCACGUACCUCCGCUUCCGGAAGGGUGUCGAGGCACAGGGUAUCGACCGCUCUCAGAUGCCGUUCACCUCUGGCUUCGCCAAGACUGGCGCCUGGAUCGCCGCCUGCUUCAUCCCUCUCAUCAUCUUCUUCUCGGGCUGGGAAGUCUUCCUCCACAACGGCAAGAAGUUUGACCACGCCACCUUCAUCACCAACUACCUCCCCGUUGUUCUCGUCCUUGGAGCCUACGGCGGCCACAAGCUCUACGCCAAGACCAAGCCUGUUCCCAUUUCCGAGAUGGACCUGCACACUGGUGCCCGCCACAAGGGCGACUACACCGAGACCACGUCCACCGAGAAGCUUCCCAUCUGGGAGCGUAUCGGCAACCUCAUUGGUGGUUAAGCAUCGAGCUUCGUUCUUCUUGGCGUGUUUGGGAUCGUUAUAUUAGUGUUCCGUACGGUCUAGAGAUCUUGGACGGGAUAUGGACAAGGAUGGG
This is a messenger RNA of Vanrija pseudolonga, 1929 nucleotides long. RefSeq names its product Dicarboxylic amino acid permease. The record is from RefSeq and is a predicted model, not a curated record. Gene Ontology annotation, biological process: amino acid transmembrane transport. The transcript has 9 exons. Gene Ontology annotation, molecular function: amino acid transmembrane transporter activity. The coding region runs from base 486 to 1835 and encodes 449 amino acids. Gene Ontology annotation, cellular component: membrane. NCBI's taxonomy places the organism in Eukaryota, Fungi, Basidiomycota, Tremellomycetes, Trichosporonales, Trichosporonaceae.